AAUGGUAAUUUACAGACGAAAGUAUCGGCGAAGAGGAGGGAUUGGGUGCUCUGUUUAAGUGAGAUUGAGGAGGUUCUCCCACUUGUAAAUUGAGAUGGUUCCUCCUGUAAUUUAUACGUAUGCGCGAAGGAGAAGUCGGAGACUUGGGAGCGACGAUGAUAGUUCAGUGAUGAUGACUCCUCGGAGACCCGACUCCGAUAUUAUUGAGGUAUGUGAUGAGAAUCGCUCGAUUAGUUUAUUUGAGGAUGGGGAGGACUAUGAUGAUCGAAUUCGAGUUUUGGGUUGCAUUGCUGAGACUGAAACUCGACAUGGUUCAAGUAAUUUGCUUCUUCAAUGUCAUGAUGAUGUUUGUUGCCUCGACAAGGAGAAGAGCGAUAGCUUUGUUUCAUCUAGUAGAAGAAAUUUGGAUGAUUUUUUAUCUGGGUGCUCUUAUAAGGGUGUGAGGACUAGGAAAAGAGAUGCAUUUGGAAGUGAAACAAAGAGUAAUCUUGUUUCUCCUCAAAUUGAUGUUGAUGAUGUUGUUUCUGAAUCUCAUGCUGGUGUAAGAAGAGUUUCUCCAUACUUCCAGGGGUCUACUGUGUCACAACAGUCCAAAGAAGGGUGUGAUUCUCAUAGUGUUUCCUCUCAAAGUGGAAGAAAUUGUAGGAAAAGAUGCAGCAGAGUUCAAGCUAAAGUCCCUAGAGUUUCUCCAUACUUCCAGGCAUCUGCUAUUUCACAGUGUGAUUCUGACAUUGUUUCUUCUCAAAGUGGAGGAAGUUAUAGGAGAGAUAGCAGCAAACAUCAAGCUAAGGUCAGAAGAGUUUCCCGUUAUUUCCAGGCGUCAGCUGAUUCAGAACAGCCAAACCCGCCAAGGGAUUUGCGCAAGUAUUUUAAAGUUGUGAAAGUUUCAAGAUAUUUCCAUGAUGUGUCUGCGGAUGGAAUUCAAGUUGCUGAUUCACAAAAGGAGAAAUCUAGGAGGGUGAGGAAAACUCCCGUUGUGAGCCCUUCACUAUCGCCUUCUCAGAAGACGGAUGAGGCAUACCUGCGCAAAACGCCAGAUAACACAUGGGUGCCUCCACGCUCUCCGUGUAAUUUACUUCAAGAAGAUCAUUGGCAUGAUCCAUGGCGGGUGCUAGUUAUAUGUAUGCUUCUCAACAAAACAUCUGGUGCACAGACGCGGGGAGUGAUAUCAGACUUGUUCACAUUGUGUCCUGAUGCAAAGACUGCAACAGAAGUUGAAGAAAAGGAGAUAGAGAGUCUAAUAAAACCUCUCGGACUACAAAAGAAGAGAGCCAAAAUGAUUCAACGGUUUUCUCUCGAGUAUCUUAAUGAGAGCUGGACUCAUGUCACUCAACUGCAUGGCAUUGGAAAGUAUGCAGCGGAUGCGUAUGCGAUAUUCUGUAACGGGAACUGGGAUCGCGUGAAGCCUAGUGACCAUAUGCUAAACUAUUACUGGGAAUUCCUCAGGAUCCGGUAUAAACUAUGAGUGGGAAGGUACAAGUACAUAUUGUGCUAAUAUUGCUAGUUAUCUUUGUUCUGUCUUUUCUUGUCAAUGUCACCAAUGUUUAAAAGCUGUAAAUGAAAUAUUAUUUUAUAUACAUCUAGUUUGUUUAUUUAAAAUUGCAAUGUGUUUUGGGUAUCA
This is a messenger RNA of Capsella rubella, 1621 nucleotides long. Its product is annotated as methyl-CpG-binding domain protein 4-like protein. The transcript has 2 exons. The record is from RefSeq and is a predicted model, not a curated record. The coding region runs from base 95 to 1465 and encodes 456 amino acids. Gene Ontology annotation, cellular component: nucleus. Gene Ontology annotation, molecular function: catalytic activity; DNA binding. NCBI's taxonomy places the organism in Eukaryota, Viridiplantae, Streptophyta, Magnoliopsida, Brassicales, Brassicaceae. Gene Ontology annotation, biological process: DNA repair.